CAAACAAAACACACUCACGAGAAUCCCACUCCCCACUUUUUUUUUUUCUCGCCGCCGGCGAUUUUCAAAUAAUGUCUUUUUCCGGCGAUGUCAUCGACGACGACGAGCUCGCUCUUCGCAAGACCGAAGAAGCUGCUGCGAGGAGAUCGCAAGCAGCGCAAUGGCUGAGAGAGAUGGACCGAGAAGCUUCGAAAACCCUAGCCAGAGAUCCAUCGGAGGAGGAGUUUUGCCUCGCAUUGCGCAACGGAUUGAUCCUCUGCAACGUCCUCAACAGAGUCAAUCCAGGCGCUGUCUCAAAAGUCGUCGAGAACCCUGUUGUUGCUGUCGAGUCGAUGGAUGCAGCAGCUCAGUCGGCGAUUCAGUACUUUGAGAACAUGAGGAACUUUCUUGAUGCGGUGGCCGAGAUGAAGCUGCUGACAUUUGAAGCCUCUGAUCUCGAGAAGGGAGGUUCAUCUAGUAAGGUAGUAGAAUGCAUUCUUUGCCUCAAAGGAUAUCACGAGUGGAAAUUAGCGGGUGGAAUUGGUGUGUGGAGAUAUGGUGGACUUGUGAAGAUCACGUCUUUAAGCCGGUGGAGCUCCCCAUUGAUUGAGAUUGCGAAUGGCGACGAAUUGUUUGAUAACAAGCAGCAAUUAGAACAGGCUGUACGAUUAUUGGGUGAGGACUUGGUCGAAGAGUUGAAAGCAACAAACAAAGCCAGCUCUAUGUUCGAUCAAUUUGGGCUCCGGCUUCUGCAGGCAUUUCUUACCGAGUUGGGUGGGGAUGAGGAGUUGCCACUAAAUCCAAUGCUGGUAGAUCUGGUGCUGGACUUAGCUCUUAAAGAGAUCUAUUUGAUGCUUGCUUCUCAAAGAAAUCAGCUUGGAUCUCUUUUGAAGAAAAAGUUGAAGGAUGAAAGUGGAAAUAUGUCAAAGGUGAAGUUCAUGGAAGCUAUUCUUAGACAUCUAAAAUUGCGGAGUUGUGGCUCAGAUUCCUGUUUAAAUUUCUGUAAGUGUAGCUUGGGUUCGAACAUAAACAAUGAGGAAAGGCUUGACCUUCAACAGAAACAACUAGAGAAGUUGAAAUUAUCGUUUCAAGAAAUGAGAGUUCAAGUUGAAUGCAGCAAAAGGAAAUGGGAAGAAGACUUAGAAAAGUUUGAAAAACGAAUGGAAGGUCUAAAUAUCAAUGCCUCUCUGUAUUAUAAAUUGCUAGAGGAAAACCGUAUGCUUUACAAUCAAGUGCAAGAUCUUAAAGGUAACAUUAGAGUGUACUGUAGAGUGAGGCCAUUUUUAUCAAAUCAGUCCGAUACCAAAUCCACUGUUGAUCAUAUUGGUGAAAAUGGAAAUAUUAUGAUUAUAAAUCCUCACAAGCAAGGGAAAGAUGCAAGAAAGAUAUUCUCAUUUAACAAAGUAUUUGGAGCUAACACCACUCAAGGUGAAGUGUUUGCGGAUACUCAACCGCUGAUUAGGUCUGUAAUGGAUGGCUAUAAUGUUUGUAUUUUCGCAUAUGGACAAACUGGCUCUGGGAAGACACAUACAAUGAGUGGACCUGACAUAAAAACAGAGGAAACAUGGGGUGUUAACUAUCGAGCUCUGAACGAUCUAUUCAACAUAUCGAAGUCAAGGACAAGUGUGUUGACGUAUGAUAUCAGCGUUCAGAUGAUUGAAAUUUACAAUGAACAAGUGAGAGAUCUUUUGGUGGCUGAUGGCUCUAACAGAAGGCUACAAAUAAUGAAUAUUUCUCAACCGAAUGGCCUCAAUAUUCCAGAUGCAAGCUUGGUUUCAGUAAAUUGUACUGAAGAUGUACUUGAAUUAAUGAAAGUUGGCCAAGGAAAUCGUGCUGUUGGUGCUACUGCCUUAAAUGAACGUAGCAGCCGAUCUCAUAGUGUUUUGACAAUUCAUGUCCAAGGUAAAGAACUGGUCUCUGGAUCUAUUGUAAGAGGUUGUCUUCAUCUAGUCGAUCUUGCUGGAAGCGAGAGAGUAGAUAAGUCCGAAGCUACGGGAGAAAGACUGAAGGAAGCCCAACAUAUAAAUCGGUCACUCUCUGCUCUUGGAGACGUCAUUUUUGCACUUGCACAAAAGAGUUCCCACAUUCCAUACAGAAACAGUAAACUUACUCAAGUCCUACAAGAUGCUUUAGGUGGGCAAGCUAAGACUUUGAUGUUUGUACAUAUAAACCCUGAAAUCAAUUCUUUCGGAGAAACAAUAAGCACACUCAAGUUCGCAGAACGCGUAUCCUCGAUUGAGCUUGGAGCAGCUCGUGCUAAUAAGGAAACUGGUGAAGUUAGAGACUUGAAAGAUGAGAUAUCUAAAUUAAAAUCAGCAUUGGAGUCUAAAGAAUCUGAAGUAGCACAAUUGAAAGACUAUAGUUCUCGAAUGGCCAUGGAGGUGAAAAACUUGAGAAAUGUUUCACCUUUACUAUUGCAAAAACAUGGUUGCAACUUAAACUUUAAACCUGAUAGUACUCAGCGGCCAGCAAGUGAUGCUAGAUAUACUGAGAAACAUGGUGGCAACUUAAACUUUAUACCUGAUGGUACUCAGCGGCCAGCAACUGAUGCUAGACAUAUUGAGUCGAGAAGCUGUUCAUCUGGGAAGCAGAGAAAACCUAGGUUUCCCUCCAUAUCAUCAGACAAGGAACAUGAUUCCAGAUCCCCUUUCUCUGCUGAGGAGAAUCUUGUGAGGUCAAGAAGGAAAAGGUCUCCAUCUCCAAUCAGAAUGUCUUUAUCCUCAGACAGAGCCACUGUCAUCAAAACCAAGCCCAAGAGCCAAAAUCUUGAUGAGAAGCUAGCACAAAAAUUGCAUUUUCCUGAGAAGACAUCAAUUAGUAGUCCCAUCAAGAAUAUACCCGCAUUGCUUUCAAGUACAAGGAGGGUAUUUUCUGAGCACGAUGAAGAGCAGUUCAGGACAACAAUUUUCAAAAGGAAGUUAAAGGCGGUGAGUAAAAAUGUUGGCAUGGAUACUGGAGGGAUAUUAGAGGCUAGAAAGAAGAGUGAUUUCUCAGAAACAGAAAAUGACAGCAAUGUGAUCGGUUCACCUGUAAUCUAUAGUUUUAAGGAAAAGAAGCUUCAGUACCAUGAAACAAGUGUCUCUCAAAAUAUUGAGCCCAGAACAUUUCUUGAGAUUUCGGAGCCAUUGGCUACUAUGAAGCAUGAGAACAAACCUCCAAUCCGUUUUGUUCGCAAUGGGAAGGAACGAAACAAGACAGCUGAGCCUGAAAUCAGACGCAGCAGAUCUCUUCCUCGUGGAAAAUUUACAAUAUCAUGAGCUGUAUAUGCUUUCAAAUAUUAAAUGGCUGAAAGAGCGUAUUCUUGUCAAAAGCAAUGUAAGUAAUAUAGGUGUAAUGUCUAUGUAAGCUAAACGAUACACAAUGAUUCCAGAGUUACAAAUCAGCAAUGUUCCUCAUUGUUUAUCUGCA
This is a messenger RNA of Asparagus officinalis (garden asparagus), 3387 nucleotides long. RefSeq names its product kinesin-like protein KIN-14F. The transcript has 18 exons. Gene Ontology annotation, biological process: microtubule-based movement. The record is from RefSeq and is a predicted model, not a curated record. Lineage: Eukaryota; Viridiplantae; Streptophyta; Magnoliopsida; Asparagales; Asparagaceae. Gene Ontology annotation, molecular function: ATP binding; microtubule motor activity; microtubule binding. The coding region runs from base 72 to 3236 and encodes 1054 amino acids.